Molecule: messenger RNA, 1583 nt
Organism: Alligator sinensis (Chinese alligator)
Lineage: Eukaryota; Metazoa; Chordata; Crocodylia; Alligatoridae
Gene: ALAS2
Product: 5'-aminolevulinate synthase 2
Exons: 10
Coding region: 78-1505 (475 amino acids)
Biological process (GO): erythrocyte development; hemoglobin biosynthetic process; heme biosynthetic process
Cellular component (GO): mitochondrion
Molecular function (GO): 5-aminolevulinate synthase activity; pyridoxal phosphate binding
Source: RefSeq, a predicted model, not a curated record
GCCCAGUCGUGCGAGGUGAAGGGGGCUCAGUGCUGGUUGUUCGUCCUCAGUGCAGGGCAAUAGGCCCGUGUCCAUGGAUGGGGACGUUGGGGGCCGCGGUGCAGCGUGCCCCGCCUGAGCUGCAGGAGGACGUGGCCACCUGCUCAGACACUGAGGAGGCCCCACCCCGCCUGCAGCUGCCUGCGGGCUCAUUCCCCUAUGAGCAGUUCUUUGCAGAGCGGCUGGCGGCAAAGCGCCAGGAUCACUCAUACCGUGUCUUCCGCACUGUCACGCGCCAUGUGGACACACCUCCCCUGGCCCGCACUGACCAUGGCACCGACGUGGCCAUCUGGUGCAGCAACGACUACCUGGGCCUAAGCCGCCACCCGCAAGUGCUGCACGCUGCCACGGAGGCCCUCCAGGCUCAUGGCCUUGGGGCCGGGGGGACACGGAACAUCUCAGGCACCAGCUGGUUCCAUGUGGCACUGGAGCUGGCACUGGCCAAGCUUCACCGCACUGAUGCUGCCCUGGUCUUCUCCUCCUGCUUCGUGGCCAACGACGCCACCCUUAGCACCCUGGCCAGCUUGCUGCCAGGCUGUGAGGUAUUCUCGGACGCGGGGAAUCAUGCAUCCAUGAUCCAGGGCAUCAGACGCAGCGGGGCACCACGCCACAUCUUCCGCCACAAUGACCCAGUGCACCUGGACGAGCUGCUGCGGCACACAGAGCCCAGCACCCCCAAGAUUGUGGCCUUCGAGACUGUGCACUCCAUGGAUGGCUCAAUCUGCCCUCUGGGGGAGCUGCUGGAGGUGGCACGGGCACAUGGGGCACUGACGUUUGCAGACGAGGUCCAUGCCGUGGGGCUCUAUGGGUCACGGGGUGGCGGCAUCGCUGAGCGUGAUGGUCUCCAGCACCAGCUCGACAUUGUCUCUGGCACCCUCGGCAAGGCGGUGGGUGCAGUGGGAGGGUACAUCGCAGGGCCACAAAUGUUGGUGGAUGCAGUGCGCAGCCUGGCACCAGGGCUGAUCUUUACCACAGCGCUGCCCCCUGCAGUGCUGGCUGGGGCACUGGCAGCGCUGGCCGUGCUGGCAGGGACUGAGGGCAGGGCGCUGCGCCGUGCCCACCAGCGCCACGCUGCCAUGCUGCGCCGCUGCCUGCGUGAUGCCCGCCUGCCUGCCCUGCCCAGCCAAAGCCACAUUGUGCCUCUGCGUGUGGGGGAGGCAGCGGCCUGCACCCGGGUGAGCGAGCGGCUCCUGACCCAUGAUGGCAUCUACAUUCAGGCCAUCAACUACCCCACGGUGCCGCGCGGCCAUGAGCUGCUGCGCCUGGCACCCACCCCACAUCACACCCCACCCAUGAUUGAGCACUUAGUUGAGUGCUUGUCCCGGGCGUGGGAGGCAGAAGGGCUGCCACUGAUGCCUCCAGGAGACCCGACCUGUGGCUUCUGCCAGCGCCCUCUGCAUCUGGAGCUGCUCAGUCAGUGGGAGCGCGACUGCUUUGGGACCCUGUCUGUGCCCCUUUGCGCCUGAUGGAUGGAUGGAUGCAUGGACCCACCCUCCAUCCAGGACAGGGGACCCAUGGGACAGCAAUAAACAUGUGGCACCCUG